AUGUCCUGCCACCUGCACCAGCACCUCCCUCCGCUCUACCAGGACCCCAUGGCGCUGUCCCCUGGUGUCCCCUUCCCGGCUCAGCGGUGGCACUCCACCACCUGCAUCCCCCAAGCCAUGCCCGGCCAGGUGCCUCUGCAGCGGGCGACGUCCUCCAGCGUGUGCCAGCAGCAGAGUGUCACCCAGGCCGUGCCACCCCGCCAGCUCCACGGACCCCCCUGCGUGCCCCAGCACCUCCUGCACCAGCAGAUUGUCCCCAGGCGGGUGACAACGUGCGUGCCACCGCAGCAGCGCGUCACCCAGUGCGUGCCACACCAGGUGGGGGUGACCCAGUGCGUGCCACAGCAGCUGCGGGUGCCACACUACUGCCCGCCCGUCCCCCAGCAGCAGAAGGUUGUCCCCAGGUGUGUCACCACCUGCGUGCCACAGCAGCGCGUGACGGGCGGCGCGGGUGUCACCGGCGUCACCCAGUGCGUGCCGCAGCAGCUGCAGGUGCCACCGCCUGAGUGCGUCCCCCAGCAGCAGAAGAUUGUCCCCAGGUGCGUCACCACCUGCGUGCCGCGGCCGCCGUUCGUCACCAAGGGUGUCCCGCAGCAGCAGAGUGCCACCAGGUGCGUCCCCCAGCAGUGCGUGACCAGCGUCUGUCCCCAGCAGGGUGUCCCCAGGUGUGUCACCACCUGUGUCCCCCAGCAGCGCGCGGCCCGGGGCGUCUCAUACCAGUGGGUGACAGCGCCUGUCCCCCAGCAGUGGCAGAGUGUCACCGCCAGUGUCCCCCAGCAGUGGCACAGCAGGUGUGUCACCAAGUGUGUCCCUCAGCAGUGUGACACCGGCGGGGCCAGCAUUUGUGUCCCACAGCAACAGCAGAGUGGGAUGGUUUGUGUCCCUCAGCAAAGUGCCACCAAGGGUGUCCCCCAGCAGUGUGUGACCAAGGGUGUCCCCCAGCAAAGUGCCACCAAAUGUGUCCCCCAGCAGUGUGGGACAAUUUGUGUCUCGCAGCAAAGUGCCACCCAGUGUGUCCCCCAACAGUAUGGGACAAUCUGUGUCCCCCAGCAGUGUGUGACCAAGAGUGUCACUCAACAGAGUGCCACCAAGUGUGUCCCCCAGCAGAGCGUGACCAAAUGUGUCCCCCAGCAAGGUAUGACCAAGUGCGUCCCCCAGCAAAGUGCCACCAAAGGCGUCACCCAGAAGUACAGGACAGUUUGUGUCCCCCAGCAAAGUGCCACCAAGUGUGUCCCCCAGCAGAGUGUCAAGUGUGUCCCUCAGCAGUGUGGCACAAUUUGUGUCCCCCAGCAAAGUGCCACCAAGUGCGUCCCCCAGCAAUACGGGACAAUCGGUGUCCCCCAGCAAUGUGUGACCAAAUGUGUCUCCCAGCAAAGUGCCACCAUGUGUGUCCCCCAGCAGUGUGUGACCAAGAGUGUCCCCCAGCAGUGUGGGACAAUCGGUGUCCCCCAGCAGUGUGUGACCAAAUGUGUCCCCCAGCAAAGUGCCACCAAGUGUGUCCCCCAGCAGUCUGGUGGAGUGAAGAUCUCCAGCCACUCCAAGAAAUACUGCUCAGCCCCCAAGUGGCCCUGGUGA
This is a messenger RNA of Pyrgilauda ruficollis (rufous-necked snowfinch), 1575 nucleotides long. Its product is annotated as keratin-associated protein 10-4-like. The transcript has a single exon. Lineage: Eukaryota; Metazoa; Chordata; Aves; Passeriformes; Passeridae. The record is from RefSeq and is a predicted model, not a curated record. Bases 1 to 1575 code for a protein of 524 amino acids.